Mucor velutinosus is the source of this 522-nucleotide messenger RNA. RefSeq lists its product as uncharacterized. The record is from RefSeq and is a predicted model, not a curated record. The coding region runs from base 1 to 522 and encodes 173 amino acids. Lineage: Eukaryota; Fungi; Mucoromycota; Mucoromycetes; Mucorales; Mucoraceae. The transcript has a single exon.
AUGUCAGCAUCAGAAGGAGAUAAUAGCUAUAUGGCCAUGUUGAACAAUCCAGCCAUCAACCCUGGACCACCCAAAGAAACAGCACCAACAAAGAAAGCAGCUACAGGACCCAAACCAAGCGUGUUUUCCGCAGUGGAAAAGGCCAAAGAUUUGUUGACAACAGCUUCUGGGGACGUUUAUCUCACAUCAGAAUCAGACGAACCAUUUGAAUGGAUAAAUGCAGACAUCAAAAAGGCUCAGUUGCCCAUCACAGCAGAGGAAUUACAUCAACUCAAGCUCAUCCCUAAGGAAUUGGUAGGAGAAGAACUCAAGAUCAAAUCAAUAGACGAGUUUUUGAAGGAGGAUGAUUACAAAAAUAUUGUAGCAGCAUUCAAGGAGAUCCAAAAAGAAAGCAGUGAUGAAAGCAAAGUGUAUCUACUAGGAGAUGUGUCUAUUACGGUUUUAAUUUUGUGUAUCGUACAAGAUAAGCAAAGUUCAAAGAAGGCCAUCGUGGGAUUGAAGAGCUUGUUAGUUCAAUCUUGA